AUGAAUUUGUGGAAUAAAGGAAAGACUCCUGAACCCUGUGGUGCGAGGAUUGCGGCUCGGGUUGACUUGGUGUCUCCGAGGCUUGCGAGGAUUGCAGCUCGGGUAGACUUGGUGUCUCCGAGGCCUGCGAGGAUUGCGGCUCAGAUUUACUUUGUAUUUCUGAGGCCUGCGAGGAUGUUAUUGACAAGAUACUUGGAAUUGACGGAAUGUUAUCGGAAUUGA
This is a messenger RNA of Prunus armeniaca (apricot), 222 nucleotides long. The record is from the annotation of a GenBank genome assembly. Lineage: Eukaryota; Viridiplantae; Streptophyta; Magnoliopsida; Rosales; Rosaceae.